Castor canadensis (American beaver) is the source of this 2503-nucleotide messenger RNA. NCBI's taxonomy places the organism in Eukaryota, Metazoa, Chordata, Mammalia, Rodentia, Castoridae. The record is from RefSeq and is a predicted model, not a curated record.
GAGGCGCGUGGACCAGCGCGAGCUCCCCCGGUGGGCUCCCCUCCCCCUUCAGCCCCCUUCUCAGACCGACUGAUCCCCCCCAAACGGCGGCGGCGGUUUGUGGUCGUUGGUCCCAGGGAUUUAGGCCCAAGAUUUGAAGACCCGACGGGGAACUGCAGCCAUGAAUGAAGAAAACAUAGAUGGAACAAAUGGAUGCAAUAAAGUUCGAACUGGUACUCAGAACGAAGCAGCAUUACUUGCUUUGAUGGAGAAGACUGGUUACAACAUGGUUCAAGAAAAUGGGCAAAGGAAAUUUGGUGGCCCUCCUCCAGGUUGGGAAGGUCCACCUCCACCUAGAGGCUGUGAAGUUUUUGUAGGAAAAAUACCUCGUGAUAUGUAUGAAGAUGAGUUAGUUCCUGUAUUUGAAAGAGCUGGGAAGAUAUAUGAGUUUCGACUUAUGAUGGAAUUUAGUGGUGAAAAUCGAGGUUAUGCUUUUGUGAUGUACACUACAAAAGAAGAAGCUCAGUUAGCCAUCAGAAUUCUUAAUAAUUAUGAGAUUCGACCAGGGAAGUUCAUUGGUGUGUGUGUAAGCUUGGAUAACUGCAGAUUAUUUAUUGGAGCUAUUCCCAAGGAAAAGAAGAAAGAAGAAAUUUUGGAUGAAAUGAAGAAAGUUACAGAAGGAGUUGUAGAUGUAAUUGUUUAUCCAAGUGCAACUGAUAAGACCAAAAAUCGUGGUUUUGCAUUUGUUGAAUACGAAUCUCACAGAGCUGCAGCUAUGGCUAGGAGAAAACUAAUUCCAGGAACAUUCCAGCUAUGGGGCCAUACCAUUCAGGUAGAUUGGGCUGAUCCAGAGAAAGAAGUUGAUGAGGAAACCAUGCAGAGGGUUAAAGUUCUCUAUGUAAGAAAUUUAAUGAUCUCUACUACCGAGGAAACAAUUAAAGCAGAAUUCAAUAAAUUCAAGCCUGGUGCAGUUGAACGAGUAAAGAAACUUAGAGAUUAUGCUUUUGUUCACUUUUUCAACCGAGAAGAUGCCGUAGCUGCUAUGUCUGUUAUGAAUGGAAAAUGCAUUGAUGGAGCAAGUAUUGAGGUAACACUGGCAAAACCAGUAAAUAAGGAAAACACUUGGAGACAGCAUCUUAAUGGUCAGAUUAGCCCCAAUUCUGAAAACCUGAUUGUGUAUGCUAACAAAGAAGAGAGCCACCCAAAAACUCUAGGCAAGCCACCAACUCUUGCCACUCGUCUCAAUGGCCAGCAUAGCCCAAGCCCCCCUGAAAUUGAAAGAUGCACUUAUCCUUUUUUCCCUGGAACAAAGCUUACUCCAAUUAGUAUGUAUUCUUUAAAAUCCAACCAUUUUAAUUCUGCAGUAAUGCAUUUGGAUUACUACUGCAACAAAAAUAAUUGGGCUCCACCAGAAUACUAUUUAUAUUCAACAACCAGUCAGGAUGGGAAAGUACUUUUGGUAUAUAAAAUAGUUAUUCCUGCUAUUGCAAAUGGAUCCCAGAGUUACUUCAUGCCAGACAAACUCUGUACUACGUUAGAAGAUGCCAAGGAACUAGCCGCCCAAUUUACAUUACUGCAUUUGGACUACAAUUUCCGUCGCAGCUCAAUACAUAGUCUUUCCCCUGUUAGUGCUACCCUCUCUUCUGGGACUCCCAGCCUGCUUCCUUAUACUCCAAGGCCUUAUUCUUAUCCAGGCUGUUCCUUGUCACCAGCAAUAUCACUUGCUAAUGGCAGCCAUGUUGGACAACGACUAUAUGUCUCCAGUCAGGCCUCAUUCUUCUGAAGAAAGUCUGUCAGCAGUAGUAUGGAAAUUUCUGUGUAAAGCAUGCAAAUUAAAAUACUGUUUUAUUUUAGAAUCGGGUUUGCACAUUUGGCUUUAGAAUAAUAUAUUUAUUCCAACAUACUGAACAUCAGCUAUAAUUCAGAACAACAGUAGUAGAAUUUAUAAAAAGGCAAAGUUUAAAAAGUUACUCAGUGGCGUAGCAAACGACUGUUUCUUUUUAAACUUUGAGGAUUUCCUCUUAAGUCCUGUGUGGGAAAAAGAUACCAGUCGUUUAUGUUAUUUUUUUAUUUUUUGUAUAAUAACUUCGCAAAGUAGCACUUCACAAAUAUUAAACUCCUUGAAGACAUUGGUUAUACUAGAUGUGAUUACCAAGGAUCACUAUUCUGUAUUGGAGAUCGGAACAAUUAUAUAACCAAAAGCAUCUAACUAUUAUGUAGAAAGAAAUGAUGAGGCAAAAAGAUUAAGAUGCAAAUUUUAUGCAGCACUAAAGAAAAAGAAAUCUACCAUUGUGGUCCUUGAGAAUAACUACAAAUACAAUUUUAGUUAAUACUAUUUGUUACAGAUAUAAAUUAUAAUUUUGCUGUUAAUAUAUUUAAGGUUUUUAUAGUUAUGCUUAACUUGUGUUUUUUGAUAUUCACUACAUUGUUUGAAUAACAAGUGUUACGGUUUUUUAAUGUUGAAAUCAUGUGUUAAAUUUUUGUACUUGAAUUCAAAUUCUUUGACAUUAAAUAUGUGAUGCUU